UGCUGCUGCUGCUGCUGCUGCUGCUGCUACUGCUACUGCUACUGCAGUCCCAAUUGCUUUGGCUUAGGAUAUCAUAAACUCCACUGGCAUUGCACCUAUAUAUCUAUGUCAGCGCUGCACAGAUGUUGUGCACACACGUAUCCAAGUUGAGUGUUGACACCUCGCGACGAAGAGGACGACGACGAGGAGUCGCGAACUUGCUGCCUGUGGUGACUGCCAGAGUUUACUGCCGCGCUGCCGCUCCUCUGUGACAGCUCGGCCCAUUCGCAUAUCGUAAACAUCACGACCAACAACCUAAUAACGAUGCUACUGUAACAAUGUGCAAGGCCGAAGGUGCGCAACGACAACAACAACCACGACGACGAGGCCUUUGACGGAGACUGGGGGUCGCGCGUUUAUUAAAAACUCAACUUCCUCGUCGCUGCACUGCCUGCAAUUUAUAAUAUUAUAAAAACAUAAAUUGACAAAAUAUACGUAGAAGCUCUCUGGUGCUGCAGGUGCAUAGCAGCAGAGCUCCAUCAACCCCUAGCAGCAAUACAUGGAACAUAAAGCUAUGUCUACGCAUGGAGGAUGGGUUCAAUUGCAUCGGUGCUGCAGUGGCAUUGCUCGGAAUGCUCUCUGAUAAAUCCAACCGAGACACCUAAAUGUGCAAGGUGUGGCUUGAGUCGUCUCAAAAGUAAUGAAAGGUCUAGAUCAACCGGUACACCACUGUGUAAUUCUCUGACCCAUGAUCCUGAUAAUCCAAGAGCAGAAACUGAUUCUUGCUCAUCCUCCUCGAGGCCUCCAACACCACCACCAAGACAUUGGCUAGUUGAUGAUGUUGAUAACAAUGAUUCCGUAGCUACAUUACCAUUAUCGCCAUGUCCACCUAUAAAAUCAUCUGAGUUUUCACACAGGUCAUGCGUGCAGCGGAAUCAGUAUGAUACUUUCAUUGUUUUAAGUAGCUCAAAAAAUUGUGAUAAAAAUACAAAGAAGAGAGAACGCAGAGGAUCUUGGUCAGAAUCAGUUGAAAAUGAGGCUAAUCUGCACAGAUCAUUAUCGCUACCAUCUUUAGUAACUAGUUGGACGUGCGUGAGGUGUCUAUUUGACAAUACUUGUCGUAGCUCUAAGCCUGCCUGCACAGCCUGCGGCGCAACUUCCUCUGCAUCCCAGACCAAUUCGAUUCAGGUCGGGGUGAGGAAGUGUCGCAGGCUCAACAAAAAAUUCGCUACAACAAGACCAGCUGCAAAAUUGAAUUUAGUCACAAGAGUCACAACGGGUUCAGAAACUCGUGUUCAAGGCACAAAUUCUAGCAAUGUAGAUAAUCAUAGGGAUAGAGGUGACAGGAGCACAGAAAUGGCUCAGCUGUCGAGCAUGAGACGAAGCAGCAACGAUCGCGGCCGCAGCAGCAGCAACGAGCGCGACAAUUGGAGCUUACCGAACGUCAAAGGCCUGCACUCGGGUUCGUCGGCGAGCUACAUCGAUGGCAGUCUCGACAAAUCUAGCAGCAGUGUGCAGCGCUCGCCGAAGCGUCAGAGCCCGUCGAUGUACGAGCGCGUCAAGUCGAAGGUCAGCCGCUCGCUGUCGAACGGCUCGGUGGCCAUUCAGAGAUCGUCGACGAGUAGUGGCGGCAAUGCCACGCGACCGACUAGUCUAAUAGUUGCCGAGAUGGCCCAUCAUCAACAGCAACAUCAGAGGAGGCUCGUUCACGACGUUGACGACGACGACGACGACGACGCCCUGUGGAGCUGCGACAAUUGCACGCUCGACAACGAGCCCGGCCUGGAGCAAUGCGAGGCCUGCGAGGCGCCUCGAAGUCCCGCGCCCCCCUGCAGCGGCGUCGUCAUAAGCGUGCCUGCCUGGGAGCCCAGGGCUUUGGCCUCGGCGGCGGCUGGACCGCUGUCCUACAGGCGCUCGUUCUCCGACGUGGACUCGAUAUCGAGCUCGGCCCAGCAGCGCAAGUCGAACCGACGCAGUCUGAACGACGAGGAGCAGCCGCCCGCGGUGCCGCCACACUCGGCGGGCUUUAACGGCGGAUCCGGCUCUACCAGGACCAAGUACUCGUACAUCGGGAUGGCCGAUCCCGACGUGCCGCCACCGCUGCCGAAGAAGCAAGGUGGAUUACGUGCGCAGCAGCAGAGAGCGGCGCGCAGCGAGACCACGAGUCCGGUGGCGCUCACUGUCACCGAGGCCGCGUCGGCUCCGCUCAGUCCGCUCAAACGCAUGUGGUCCUGCCGCAAGUGCUCCUACGCUUACAAUCCGCUCUGGUCGUCGGCCUGCGACAUCUGUGGCAGUGGCGAGCAGAGCAUAUCCUCCCUCACCGCUAGUGCUGGAAAACGUAGCCUACACUCGCCGAUAGCGAUGUCGCGCGACAGCGUGCGCUACAUACCGACCAAGUCCGCCACUCUGGCUCAGGCCGAGUCGGACCUCGACGACGUCAUCGACACGCCGGCCACGUCGUGGACCUGUCGGAAAUGUACACUGCUGAACGCGGCCUCCCGUUCUAUCUGCGAAGCAUGUGGUGGCUCGAAGCUACGCAGCGUCAAUUAUCAUCUCGAGGACCCGACGCUGAGACGAGGCGAGUCCUGGAUCUGCCCCUCCUGUACCCUGAGAAAUCCGCUGACCUCGUCGACCUGUGGCGCCUGUAAAAAUCUCGCCGAUUUCAUCGAGCUGCCACCGGUGAGGAGAGAAUCGCAACAGCAACAGCAGAUUCCGUUGAUCAUUUCGCAAAGAAGUCCUAGUCCAAGAACGGCGAGCGUGGUCUCUAGCGUAGCCCAAAAAAUAGUCACACCGCGACAUAGAAUAAAUUCCAUUAGGAGUAGAAAUGGUGGUGCUACUGCCGCCGGGGUAACUGGUUCCAGUUCGUCGGAUAAACGACCGUCGAAGGUCCGAGAGUCGAGCUCGCUCCAGUGGCAAUGCAAGCUCUGCACGUACGAGAACAAGAGUACAAACGUCAAUUGCGAGAUGUGUCACAGCUCCAAGACCCUGUCGCAGAUGCAGGCCGACAGACCGAGAAUUCUCAAGGAGCCGGGAACAGCUACUCUGAGAAUACAGCGCCAAGAGAGCGUGGUCAUGGAGAAUCUGCGUCAGCUCGAGGAACGCGAGGCUCUCGACAAGUGGGAGAGGAUCGUUCGUUACUGCAAGGAGACGAACGAGCCCUUCGUCGACGACUCCUUUCCGCCGGCGCCCAAAUCUCUCUACUACAAUCCAGCCGACACGAAGGACAAUCACGUGGUCCAGUGGAAGCGGCCGCACCAGAUCAACGUCGACUCGAGCGUGGACUCGAAGCUGCCCUGGGCGGUGUUCCGCACGCCUCUUCCAUCGGAUAUCUCCCAGGGGGUGCUGGGCAACUGCUGGCUGCUCUCGGCGCUGGCGGUGCUCGCUGAGAGCGACGAGCUCGUGCGUCGCGUGCUCGUGAUGCGCGAGACCUGUCCCGAGGGCGCCUACCAGGUGCGACUCUGCAAGGACGGCAAGUGGACCACGGUGCUCGUGGACGAUCUGCUGCCGUGCGACAAGCGCGGCCACCUCGUCUACUCGCAGGCCAAGCGAAAACAGCUGUGGGUGCCGCUGAUCGAGAAGGCCGUGGCCAAGAUUCACGGCUGCUACGAGGCCCUCGUGUCGGGUCGAGCUAUCGAGGGUCUGGCCACGCUCACGGGUGCCCCGUGCGAGAGCGUGCCUCUGCAGCCCUCGGCCCUGCCCAGCGAGGACGAGCUCGACAAGGAUCUCAUAUGGGCGCAACUGCUGUCCUCCAGACAGGCGAUGUUUCUCAUGGGUGCUAGCUGCGGCGGUGGCAACAUGAAGGUCGACGAGGAGGAGUAUCAGCGCAAGGGUCUUCGGCCCAGGCACGCCUAUUCCGUUUUGGAUGUCCGAGACGUGCAAGGCAUACGACUGCUUCGACUCAGAAAUCCAUGGGGUCAUUACAGCUGGAAGGGCGAUUGGUCGGACGACAGUCCGAUUUGGACGCCGCAGAUGCGAGAGAUGCUGAUGCCGCACGGCGCCUCGGACGGUGUGUUCUGGAUCUCGUUCGACGACGUUCUCCGUUAUUUCGACUGCAUCGACAUCUGCAAGACCCGCGUCGGCUGGAGCGAGGUCAGAUUACGGGGCACAUUGCCGCCUCUAUCGUCUCUGAGGCACUUGUCCUGCGUACUGCUCACCGUGCUCGAGCCCACGGAAACCGAGUUCACCCUGUUUCAAGAGGGACAAAGAAACUCGGAAAAGUCUCAACGCUCGCAGUUAGAUCUGUGCGUCGUCGUGUUUCGUACGCGCUCGCCCGCUGCGCCGGAGGUGGGUCGCCUGGUCGAGCACAGUAAGCGUCAGGUGCGCGGAUUCGUCGGCUGCCACAAGAUGCUCGAACGCGAUCUCUACAUCGUCGUGUGCCUGGCUUUCAAUCACUGGCACACCGGCAUGGAGGACGACACGAAUUAUCCCGAAUACGUGCUGGCCAUUCACAGCUCCAAGCGCUUGCUAGUGGAGCAGAUAUCGCCGCCGGCGUUCGUCUUGGCCGACGCGAUAAUUAGCUUGACCCUAGCCAAGGGUCAGCGGCACGAGGGUCGAGAGGGUAUGACGGCCUAUUAUCUCACCAAGGGUUGGGCUGGGUUAGUAGUGAUGGUGGAAAAUCGUCACGUCAACAAGUGGAUCCACGUUAAAUGCGACUGCCACGAGAGUUACAACGUUGUCUCGACCAGAGGACAAUUGAGAACUGCUGAUAGUGUUCCUCCCCUUCACAGACAAGUCAUAAUAGUGCUAACUCAGCUGGAAGGUAGCGGCGGUUUUUCGAUAGCCCACCGUUUGACCCACCGACUAGCCAACAGCGGCAAUCUUCACGACUGGGGACCUCCCGAUACCCAACACUGUCCACCGAUAGAUACCCAAGUCGAAGGUUUGCACAGUCCCCGUCUCAUAACUUAAGGUGUAGAAACUGCGAUAAUUUGGCCUCACGAAUCGAAACGAAUGGUUCUUUAUCAACGAGUUUUGUUGAGAAAAAAAGCUGUUUAUAUAUACCAAAGGAUGGGAUUAUUCGUACUAGUCCCCAGUGUUAUAACGUAAGAUCUGUAGAAUUUUUUGACUAAGUAUUUCAAACUUUAUGUAAAUGUUUCUGUGUUCCGGUAACCCGUUUAAUAGCAAUUAGCGAGAAUGUGUAUAAAGAGUCAAGGAGACAAAGUUGUAGUUGAAGAUAAAAGUAGAAAUCGUCAACUUUUUUUAACUUCGCGGACUAUGAUAUUUUGUAUUGUUUGGAUCUGAUUAAUUUAAUUGUUUUUCUUUGAGCAUUCACAACUUGUGAUGAUACCAUGUCAUACAUUUUUUUAAUGCAGCAUUUACGCGCUAAAUAAUUAUGAUACACCUAAAUAUACUAAAAUCAUAAAGCUGUAAA
Messenger RNA from Trichogramma pretiosum, 5350 nucleotides. RefSeq names its product calpain-D-like. Gene Ontology annotation, biological process: proteolysis. Gene Ontology annotation, molecular function: calcium-dependent cysteine-type endopeptidase activity. The record is from RefSeq and is a predicted model, not a curated record. Lineage: Eukaryota; Metazoa; Arthropoda; Insecta; Hymenoptera; Trichogrammatidae. Gene Ontology annotation, cellular component: cytoplasm. Bases 571 to 4887 code for a protein of 1438 amino acids. The transcript is spliced from 11 exons.